Colletotrichum acutatum is the source of this 609-nucleotide messenger RNA. RefSeq lists its product as uncharacterized. NCBI's taxonomy places the organism in Eukaryota, Fungi, Ascomycota, Sordariomycetes, Glomerellales, Glomerellaceae. The record is from RefSeq and is a predicted model, not a curated record. The transcript has 5 exons. Bases 1 to 609 code for a protein of 202 amino acids.
AUGGCUGCUAUUGAGGUAGAAGGAGUUCUUAUCGAUCGUGGUGUAAAAUUGAGAGACAGAGAGAGAGAGAGUAAUAAGGAAAGCAAGAUAUCAACGUUGGCCUUGACCUCACCCGACGCCCGCAGCCCGCACGCAAUUCGCCGCCAUCAUACCGACAUCUUCACUCGCGCCAGACGGUUGCCAUGUGGUGCAAGACGGUUAUUCCUGGUUUCGUCAAGAGUACUCCGUACUGAUACCCAUGUCUCUGUUGCUUUCGAGACAUCUUCCCCUUCGUCUGAGCUCACGAACAACGUUCCCACCUACCUAGGCCAUGGGACAAUGAGACACCAGUACAAUGUAUUUCACCGAAGACUGGACACAAUCGCGAGACUCGGUGAGACCUCCCGAGCAUGCCAUUGGUCCACUGUCUACCAUGGCGACUGGCUUCCUUGCGGGAACGCCAUCCGAUCCCGACCUUUAUUCGAACCCAACGCGCCAACUCCCUUAUUUUCAUGGCCCAUUCCCAGACUGACCCUUGUCGGCUCUGGCAACCCUGGAUUUGGAAAGCCCUGCUUUGGUACCUGGUCCCAUCUGCCUUAUCAACGAUUCAACGCUUCUACCGGCGGAUAA